ACACACACACUCCCUUUUGCACGCAAGAAGCUCCGGUUCUCUUUGCACACACACUACCACUUCUGGCGUCUCUCCGCUGAAGGCGGAGCUGCGCCGGAUCCGCCCCGGCGUGGGCUGGCGGCCCUUCCCAAAGUGGGCCGAAGCUCCUCGCCUUUUCGCUGUCUUCGCUGCGGGACGGGAUCGAUCUCACGGGCGGCGACGGCGGCGAGUCCCAGCUUGGGGGUGACGUGUGCGGCCUGAGAGUGCCAAGAUGGUGGUUCUUUCCAAGGAAUACGGCUAUGUGGUCCUGACCGGUGCUGCCAGUUUUAUUUUGGUAACGCACCUCGCAAUAAAUGUUGGGAAAGCACGCAAGAAGUAUAAUGUGCAGUACCCAACAAUGUACAGCACGGACCCUGAAAAUGGGCACAUGUUCAACUGUAUCCAGAGGGCACAUCAAAACACGUUGGAAACGUAUCCCUCUCUCCUGUUCUUUCUUGCCACAGGUGGCGCCUACUAUCCACGUGUCGCUGCAGGGCUCGGUGCAGUGUGGAUAAUUGGAAGACUGCUCUAUGCCUAUGGCUAUUACUCAGGAGAACCCAAAAAGCGGAACCGAGGAGCCAUUGGCUCCUUUGCCCUCCUGGGCUUGGCAGGGACUUCUCUGUAUUCGGCUCUCCAACACCUUGAGUGGGUCAACCUCUCCUCUACAGAUCUCUAAAAAGUUUCUUGGGCUUGAAGUCCUUCAAAAAUGCAAUUCUCUUCUGAAGUGACUGACUUUUGUAAAAAUAAAAUUAUAUAUAUAUAAAACCCAAAA
Messenger RNA from Heteronotia binoei (common prickly gecko), 790 nucleotides. RefSeq names its product microsomal glutathione S-transferase 3 (gene MGST3). Gene Ontology annotation, molecular function: glutathione peroxidase activity; glutathione transferase activity. The transcript is spliced from 6 exons. Gene Ontology annotation, cellular component: nuclear envelope; endoplasmic reticulum; membrane. NCBI's taxonomy places the organism in Eukaryota, Metazoa, Chordata, Lepidosauria, Squamata, Gekkonidae. The record is from RefSeq and is a predicted model, not a curated record. Bases 251 to 694 code for a protein of 147 amino acids.